UCUUCUUUAUUCAAAAAAAGAGAUUCCCCGUUCACUGCCUUUUUCUGUCAAAUGGGAUUUGCCGGACUGAACCACGUUCGCCGCCCCUCCCUCCUCCCCUCCUCCCGGCCGCGUCGGCCCGGGAAAGCACCGUGGCUCCCAUGCUGUGACCAAUCAGUGCAUCUACUACUCUCGCCGUGAUUUAGGGGUCAUCCAUGAAUAACACUUCACGCUGAUGAAUGGCUCUUGCCGGCUUUCGGCUCUGAUGAGGGGUCUGCCCGCAGCUGAUUGCAAACACUAAUGAACUUACAGCGCCAUCUGAAAUUCACGCGCACCAACAAAGUGCGGGGGGUGGGCAUUUCGGGUCAGCUGAGUCACCCGAGGAGGUGGGAGUGCGAGACACUGCCGGGAAGAUGGAUUCCGGGGCAGAAGGGUGUAAUUAAGGAUUUCCACCCCCGGUGGGCGGCUCGUCCUUUACGGAGCCUCUGAAAAUGACCUGCGCCUUCCCUGCCGGAGUGUCCUCUCGUCCGAGACUGAAAAGCGCGGUGACCUUCGGACGGGGGAGGGCAGCACGAAACACUCAGACUCCCUCAGUAGCCCCAGCUCCGCACUGUCGUAGAACAAGUGUCCGCGCCCGAGUUCAAGUAUGGGGACCUCCAACAAGCGGGACUUGGCCAGGGCGGACCCUGGAGUCCCCGAAAGGCCCCACACCCCACAUUUACUCUUUCUUCCCAUUAUCCCUUCAGAUUAGCUGCCAGACACUACCCCUGCGUCAACUUUGCCGUGGGAGGGAAAAAAGUUUACUGCUCUACACGACACUGCCACUUGCUACUCACUUAAGUUCCCACCAAUACUCUCGCUCCUGGCUCCCCAGCCCCUCCGGGGAGCUUUCUAAGCUGCUCGAAGUUCCGGCCGUUCUGGAAUUUUGGAACAACAAACGCCCGACCUUUGCGGAGUCGCUCUCUGGCUCCGCGGCCCCUGGAACCUUCAGGCACCUUCUGCCCCGGGACCAGGCGGCAGCCGGGUAGGGCGUGCGCGCCUGGGGCGACGAGUGCGCGUGGCCCCCGUGGGGCACCCCAGAGUCCCCCGCCCUCCCCGGGGACCUGUGCAGGGCUAAGAGUCGGCGCCCGGGCCUGCCCAGGGCCAACGCGGACCUGCUCUCAGAAGUGUAGGGAGGGACUGGUGCGCUCCCAGCCUUCUCAUUCCACCUUCCGCUUUGCACUUCAGAGCGGAGGGCGGAGGAUGCCGCCUACCUGUACCUGACUUGACUGGGCCAGGGGGAAAUACACUUGCAUUUGUAACAACAUGCGAACGAGAAACAGAUCAAGCACUCGGAAAACAAGGGCAACGUCUCAACCUUUAUGAUAGUUGCUUCAAA
Molecule: messenger RNA, 1357 nt
Organism: Lemur catta (Ring-tailed lemur)
Lineage: Eukaryota; Metazoa; Chordata; Mammalia; Primates; Lemuridae
Exons: 2
Coding region: 471-1007 (178 amino acids)
Source: RefSeq, a predicted model, not a curated record